GCACCCUCUAGGAAGUCAGCAACAAGAUGGCGUCAGCGUCGGAUCCGCAGGUUGAAGACACCGAUUUGGAUGAAUUAUUGGACAGUGCCCUCGAUGACUUUGAGAAGACAAACGUUCCACCUUCUGCCCCAGAGGCAGCUGCUGGGCCAAAUGCAGAAAAGGCAGAUGGGAAGAAGCCCCCUCUGCUGGAAGACAGUCAGUUUUUUGAGUCCCUGUUUGAGGGGGAGAUGGCGAACCAGGCCAAAGAGGAGUGGGAGAGGGCAAUGGCUGAGCUUGCCCAGGAAGAGCCAGAGCUGCUGCAGCAUUUUCAAAAACUGUCUGAAGCAGCAGGGAAAGUCGGCACUGAUGUAGCUUCACAGCAGGUGUUCACCUCAUGUCUAAAAGACACCCUCAGUGGACUGGCAAAAAAUGCAGACUACUUGCAGAAUUCAGGUUUAGCUGGAGACGACCUGGCAAAGACAUUAGAAGGAUUGGGAUUAGAGGACAAUGGAGAAGGAGGAGGAGGAGGAGGAGGAGGUGGAGGAGGUGGAGAGGAUGGAAAUAUUCUACCCAUAAUGCAAUCGAUUAUGCAAAAUUUGCUCUCCAAGGACGUUCUUUACCCAUCACUCAAAGAGAUUACACAGAAGUAUCCUGAGUGGUUAAACAGCAACAAAGAAUCUCUCCCUGCGGAGGAGUUCAGUCGAUAUGAGCAGCAACACAAGAUCAUGGGAGACAUUUGUUCCCAGUUUGAGAACGAUGGGGAUCAGGAAAGCACUUUUGAGAAUAUUCUAGAUCUAAUGCAGAAGCUGCAAGAUCUGGGACAACCACCAAAAGAGUUAGCAGGAGAAGCGCCUCCUGGCCUGAACUUCGACAUGGAAUCGUUGAAUAUCCCAGGAGCGCCUGGGGCUGGAGCUGCUGAGCAGUGCUCAAUUAUGUGAUGUGUCAUGAGGCACUACAUCAGGUGUCACAAUACUGUGUCACAAAGCCUGCUCCAGGAGGAUGUGGAACUAGAAGUCAGACCCAUAUCUGACGUGACAUGACAUGACAUGACAUAACAUAAUAUGACAUGAUCUGAUCUGUUCUGUUCUGUUGUGAAUACUUUCAGGGGGGGAGCUCUGAGUAUACAAAUUUACAUUGUGGAUGCAGGCAAGACCCCAGUGUAGUGCCUACCCCUGGUGGGAAAAAAAGUCUCUUUUUCACUGAUCGAACAUUCACAAGAAAAGAGCCGCUCUUGGAAUCUAUCACUUAACUUUAAUCACCUCUUUGCAAUCUUAAUUGGUUAGAAGGCUCAAGUAAUGACUGAUCAGUUUUGAUCAUCUCAUGGUUGCAGAUAAAUGGAAUUGGCAGAAUGGUAAACAAUGCACUACAUGAUUCUGUGUGGUUUCAGCUGGCGUGCCAAUAACCUCAGACUCACCUGGGUCCUGAGCUCAGUCUUGUCUGUAAUGGGAUCAGGAGGAGGAUGUGUGGACAUUAAUGUAAUUAACUUAAGAAUGGAUACAAGGCCUCACUGAGAAUGACCGACCGGUACCACUAUAAACCUCAGGGUAGCAAUACUGUUUCACUCACCUCUGGGGUCUUUUGUUUAUGCUACACCAUGGCUAGUUCUUAAAAUAAAUAUAAAAAGUGAAUUAAAAAUUAAUUUACAUUGUUUUAACUAACCAAGUCAAAAAGAUGGACUAUUAAACAUGUUUAUAUAACCAGCAUCUUCACAAAUUCAGAGAAAUCUAACAUUCCGAUUUCCUAGAAAACACCACUAAACACAUUAGAUGUUGAAUACCAUUCACAUUCUGAUUUUCUUUCAGUCUGCAAUGGUGUAAUAGUGACAAUGGAAAGGACAUCAUGGAUUUUGAAUAUAUUCACUACAUCCAGAUAUCAUUAAUUACUCUGAAAUCCCGAUGACUUCUGAUCAAAAAGAAAACCGUGAUGAGGAAAUAAAUUAUUUGGAAUUCA
Messenger RNA from Sardina pilchardus (European sardine), 1929 nucleotides. It is a transcript of the gene pex19, whose product is annotated as peroxisomal biogenesis factor 19. The transcript has 8 exons. NCBI's taxonomy places the organism in Eukaryota, Metazoa, Chordata, Actinopteri, Clupeiformes, Clupeidae. Gene Ontology annotation, biological process: protein import into peroxisome membrane. The coding region runs from base 27 to 917 and encodes 296 amino acids. The record is from RefSeq and is a predicted model, not a curated record. Gene Ontology annotation, cellular component: peroxisome; peroxisomal membrane.